Molecule: messenger RNA, 978 nt
Organism: Dentiscutata erythropus
Lineage: Eukaryota; Fungi; Glomeromycota; Glomeromycetes; Diversisporales; Gigasporaceae
Source: the annotation of a GenBank genome assembly
AUGCCGCCGCGUUCAGUGUCGUUGAUUUCGGCGUCGUCAAUUUCAGCAUUGUCAAUUUCGGUGGGCAUUAUUAAUGUUAAUACUUCUAGUGAUGAAACGUUAAGCGACAAUAACAUUAGUAUAAACUCUAAUAGUGACACAGAAUAUGAUAAUAAAUUGAGCACUAAACCAAAAUCCAGAAAAAAUGAAAGUUGGGUUUGGCACUACUUUUGUAGAAAGCCUCCAUCACGAAAGUGGAAAACCCGUGGAAAUUGUAAAGUUAUUAUAAAAGACAAAAAAUCUCCAACUGGUGAGUGGGAAUGUGGGCAAUUAGUUAAGACUCAAGGCUCUACUGGUAACUUCCAAUCGUAUCUAAACACAUAUAGAAUUACUAAACCUAUUAAAAAAAACAACAUAGCUGUACAACCAACAAUUGGUGAAAUGGUUCAGCGUGCUGCUAAGCAAAAUCCUCGUCAAAAUGAAUCUAUUGAACAUGCUUUGGUCACCUGGAUUAUUACAAAUUCACAACCUCUUCAUGUCCUGCAAAGUAAAAGUUUUAUUAAACUUAUUAAUACAUUAAAUCCAUAUUAUGAACUUCCUUCCAAUAAACAAAUCAAAGCAAGAAUUCACCAAAGCUACAAUUAUUCAGUAGAAUGUCUUAAAGCUCUCUUUAAAACAGAACUUAAAACAUAUGGCUUAAUAGAAAAUAUUAAAGAGAAAUUACAUAUAGCAUUAAAUUAUUAUUGGGAUGUACCGAUUGAUAGUUUAUUAGUUGCAACAUUACUUGAUCCUUGGUGUAAGACAAUGAAGCAAUUAAGUAGUUGGGAACGUAAUAAAGCUAUUAGUCUUCUUCAAGAGAAGUACAAUUUAUUUAGUACUGAAAAUGAAUCGGUUAUAAACUUACCAAAUGAAAAGCAAGAAGAGGAUCAGAUGAAGCUUUUUUCAAUAAUGUUUGGGUCAAAUGCAAGAUCAACUUCAGUUAAAAAUGAAGUAGAAUGA